AUGUGAUUUGUUUUAGUUUGCCGUCAGACUUCAGCGUGACAUAUGGUCUUGUGAAUAACCUAUAAAACAUUUAAAUAUGCCUAACGAAGACGGGUCCGAAAAUAACGGUCAAGCACACGAUAUUAUUUCGAAUGGUACCGUGAAUAAUGUUAGUACGAAAAUCGAAGCGAAAGUAAAGAAAGCGCGCAGUUUUGUCGAGUUAUCGUUAUUAGACACGGCUAAUUCUGUUAAAACUCUCGGUCGUAAUGAAAGACGUGUCUUGGUUUUGUACACCGGUGGAACAAUUGGUAUGGUGAAAAACAAGGAUGGGGUUCUGAUACCGCAGAAAAAUGCUUUUGAAAACCUCAUUAGGGGCUAUCCUCAGCUACAUGACAACAUGUUCUGGAGACACAGGUUGAGUGAAGCUGACUUUGACACAUCAUUUCUUGUAUUGCCAGAAGCCAAAGAAUUAGAUAUGAGAAUAUGUUAUAAGAUAUUAGAGUAUGAAAAUCUAUUGGAUUCUUCAAAUAUGACAGAAGUGGAGUGGAUAAAAAUUGCAGAAGAUAUUAUGAAAUAUUACGAACAAUACGAUGGCUUUGUUGUAUUACACGGUACCGACACGUUGUCUUACACGGCAUCGGCUUUGUCGUUCAUGUUUGAGAAUAUUGGGAAAGCUAUCGUAUUUACUGGAUCGCAGAUACCAAUAUUUGAACCGAGAAGCGAUGGCGCUGAUAAUUUCGUGUCAUCGUUGUUAAUAGCGGGCGGGCUCAACAUCCCCGAAGUGACCAUCUUUUUUGGGAGCAAAUUGUUUAGAGGGAACAGAACUAGGAAGAUAUCCGUUAAUAACUUCUAUGCGUUCGAUUCACCGAACUGCGUGCCCCUCGUCGACGUCGGUAUAGACUUCGAGGUGAACAAGAAGGCGAUAUUCAAGCCGACGGUGAUAAAACGAUGUCACUUACACGCGAAAAUGUCGAAGAAUGUAGGUUUAUUGAGAAUAUUUCCAAGUAUCAGCUCGUCUGUGAUCAGAGCCUUUUGUCAGCCACCUAUUGAGGGCGUGGUCUUAGAAAGUUACGGAGCUGGUAACAUACCAUCGAAUAGAGAAGACGUUUUCAAGGAGAUAUCAGCGGCCGUGAAAAGAGGCGUUAUUGUUGUCAAUAUAACUCAGUGUACUAAGGGCAGUGUGGUUGCACCGUUGUAUGAGACUGGAAGGCUAAUAGCCGAAUGCGGGGUGGUAUCAGGCUACGAUAUGACACCCGAGGCCGCUCUCACUAAACUGUCUUAUGUCCUGUCAAAGGCUGAACUCACGUACCAGCAGAAGAUUGAGAUGAUGGUGACGAAUAUAAGAGGGGAAUUAACGAAUACAUCUUCAAUUGCCAUUGAGGAUAAUACUCUGAUAGAUGCGUUGGCUUCAAGUUUGAACAUCCAGUCGCCGAAGAAGUUAAUAGAAGUGACGGAGAAAGUGUUCAGCUCGCUGCUCCUCUACGCGAUAGAACAUGACGACGCGAGAGCCGUGAUGAAAAUGUUGGACAUGGGCGCGGAUGUAAACGCUCAGAACGCAGAAGGCAGAACGGUUCUCCACGAAGCAAUAUUAAAAGGAAAUAUCCCGAUUAUAGAGUAUUUAUUGAAAAAUGGAGCCAAUGUGCACUUGAAGACGAGAUGCGGUGAAACUCCUCUACUAACAGCAAUACAUAAAGACAAUCACACGGUUAUAACACUACUCAAACAAUGCGGCGCCCAUUUAGCAUCCGUGGACAGUAAACCCGUCGCUGAGAUGUUGUCUCUGGCAGCCAGGAGUGGAGUUGUCAACAAGCUGGAGACUCUGAGGAUAGCUGGAGCAGAUCUGAAUGCUAUGGACGAGAUUAGGCAAACUCCUUUACACAAGGCUGUUCUUUGUAACAAUCCCGAGGUUGUCAAAUUCUUGCUACACCACGAUGUCAAGAGAGACCUUCCUGAUGUCCUGGGAUUCACGCCCUUAGACUGCGCCAUUAAGCUGAACUACGAGAGCAUUGCCGACAUGUUGAAACAAUAAUAAAUUAUGAUAGUUGUUUAUUUAAUAUUAAAUUAUAAUAUUGACUAAAUGAUUGUUUGUAUAUGAUACGCAGGACGUAAAUAAAACUUAAGUAUUUAUUAUAUUUUUGUGUUCUUUAUAAUAAAGAAAUC
Messenger RNA from Nymphalis io (European peacock), 2139 nucleotides. RefSeq names its product L-asparaginase 1. The coding region runs from base 77 to 2008 and encodes 643 amino acids. Gene Ontology annotation, molecular function: protein binding; asparaginase activity. The record is from RefSeq and is a predicted model, not a curated record. The transcript has 13 exons. NCBI's taxonomy places the organism in Eukaryota, Metazoa, Arthropoda, Insecta, Lepidoptera, Nymphalidae. Gene Ontology annotation, biological process: amino acid metabolic process.